Molecule: messenger RNA, 1059 nt
Organism: Capsella rubella
Lineage: Eukaryota; Viridiplantae; Streptophyta; Magnoliopsida; Brassicales; Brassicaceae
Product: magnesium transporter MRS2-7
Biological process (GO): magnesium ion transport
Molecular function (GO): magnesium ion transmembrane transporter activity
Source: RefSeq, a predicted model, not a curated record
AUGUCACCGGACAGAGAGCUUGUUUCGGUGGAUUCGUCAUCGACGGUUGUUACGGUGAAGAGGAAGACACCUUAGUUACCGAGGAGUUGGAUUUCUAUAGACGCGACAUGGCAAAAAACGGUGCUUGACGUUGAUAAACACGUGAUUAUGCACCGUGUUCAGAUCCACACUCGUGAUCUCCGCAUCCUUGACCCAAAACGUUUUUACCCUUCUGCUAUUUUGGGUCGAGAGAGAGCCAUUGUUUUUAACUUAGAGCAUAUCAAUGCGAUCAUCACUGCUGAAGAGGUUUUGAUUCGGGAUUCGUCAGAUGAUAUUCCCGUCCUGGAGGAGUUUCAGAGACGCUUGCCUCUUGGAAAUGAGGCACACGGUGCUCACGCAGAUGGUGAUAUGGGUGAAGAGAAUGGUACAUACCCCUCAACUUCUGUUAUUAUCAGUAGCCGUAACUUGGGAAGGGUUCGUAAAUUGAAGAGUGCCAUGACCAGAUUGACAGCUCGGGUCCAAAAGGUAAGGGAUGAGCUCGAACAAUUGUUGGAUGAUGAUGGUGAUAUGGCUGAUCUCUACCUUACGAGGAAGCUUGUUGGGGUAUCUUCAUCGCCUAACGUUUCUGAUGAGCCUAUUUGGUAUCCUACUUCUCCAACAAUUGGUUCUAAGAUUUCCUGAGCAAGUAGAGUAAGUUUAGCCACGAUUCGCGGGGAUGACGAAAAUGAUGUUGAAGAACUUGAAAUGUUGCUCGAGGCAUACUUUAUGCAAAUAGAUAGCACUUUGAACAAAUUAAACGAGCUACGUGAGUACAUUAAUGACAUAGAGGAUUACAUUAACAUCCAGUUAGACAAUCAUCGAAAUCAGCUGAUUCAAUUAGAGCUAAUGUUAAGCUCUGGAACCGUCUGUGUAUCAAUGUCCUCAAUGAACGCCAGAAUAUUCGGCAUGAACAUUCCCAACACAUGGAACCAUGACCAUGGAUACAUGUUCAAAUGGGUCGUGAAUCUCACGAGAAUUUGCACAGUCUUGUUCGCGAUUAUACUGUCGUACGCUCGGUUUAGAGGGCUCAUUAGAUCUUAA